Molecule: messenger RNA, 2447 nt
Organism: Nerophis lumbriciformis (worm pipefish)
Lineage: Eukaryota; Metazoa; Chordata; Actinopteri; Syngnathiformes; Syngnathidae
Gene: nacc1a
Product: nucleus accumbens associated 1, BEN and BTB (POZ) domain containing a
Biological process (GO): regulation of transcription by RNA polymerase II
Molecular function (GO): RNA polymerase II cis-regulatory region sequence-specific DNA binding; protein binding; DNA-binding transcription factor activity, RNA polymerase II-specific
Source: RefSeq, a predicted model, not a curated record
CAGUAAAUGUGCUGUUGCCACAAAAUAGCCCCAAAAAACCGCAGAGUUGCUCAGGUGUGCGUCAAUUUUAGCGCCGCUCGUGAAUAAUCGCGCCUUGUUGUGAGCCUUCCCCCACCCCCCCUAGCCCUGCCGCACUGGUUCCGUCUGGCUCGCAGUCAGCUGCUGCGUGUCCCGGGAUGACCUGUUGAUGUCCGUUACAAUGGAGACUGGCAGGGGGAGCGAUUUCCCCCAUCACCAAAAUAUUUAAAUAAGCCACAUCUCGAUGCUUUUUUUCUUUUUCUAUCUCGGAUAAAAAAAAAAAUCGACGGCCGCAGCCCGAGCUCCCUCGCCCGCGUUGACUAGCCUUUGGUGGUGUGCGUUGGCGCACCAUGGCCCAGACCCUCCAGAUGGCGAUCCCAAACUUUGGCAACAACGUUUUAGAAUGUCUGAAUGAGCAGCGGCUGCAGGGGCUCUACUGUGACGUCUCAGUGGUGGUAAAGGGGCAUGCCUUUAAGGCCCAUCGUGCUGUGUUGGCUGCGAGCAGUUCUUACUUCCGGGACCUUUUCAGCAACAGCGGAGGCUGCAGUGGCAACGAGGGCAGCCCAGCAGUGGUGGAGCUCCCGCCGGCGGUGCAGCCUCAGAGCUUCCAGCAGAUUUUGGCUUUCUGCUACACGGGUCGUCUGAGCAUGACUGUGGGGGACCAGUUCCUCCUCAUGUAUACUGCUGGAUUCCUGCAGAUCCAACAGAUCAUGGAAAAAGGCACUGAAUUCUUCCUAAAGGUUUCUUCCCCCAGUUGUGACUCACAAGGUCUUAAUGCAGAGGAGGCUCCACCAUCUGAGCCUCAGAGCCCGGUAACACAAACCGGAACCAACGGGGCCCGGCCCGCCGCCUGCUUGACGCCCCUCCCCUUAGUGUCCCGUGUAAAAACGGAGCAACCAGCCAGCCAACCGGAAGCUGCCGCUCAUUCGGUGGUCUGCACUCCCGUCGCCAAGCGGCUGUGGGAGGGCGGCAGCAGCCGCGACGGAGGUGGCGGAGGCUCCGGCGCAGGAGGAGGAGCCAGAAAGGCAGCGCGUUACUCACAAGAGGCGGUACGGGGCAGUGCCAUCCAGAGCCCCGGAGCGCUCGGAUUGGCCAUGGGUAUGGGUGCUACGGCAACGAGCCUGGCCGGCAUGGUGGCAAGCGGCGGGCUUAGUGGCGCCGCUGGCACCAACGGCAGCUCUACGUCCGGCGUCGGCAUGUCGGAGGGUGCCAGCCCCGGCACCCUGAGUACCUACGCCAGUGACUCGCCCAUCAGCUACCACGAUGACGAGGAGGAAGAAGAGGGUGCAGAGGAGUGCGCCGAAGAGCAGUACAGGCAAAUCUGCAACAUGUACACCAUGUACAGCAUGCUCAACAUGGGAGCUGCAGGUAACGCUGCUGGUGAGCGCGUAGAGGCUCUACCCGACCACACAGAGACACGGGGGCGCAUGCGGGGCAGAGACCUCACGUGCCUUCCUGCAGAACUUAUUGCCCAGAUAGGCAACCGCUGUCAUCCAAAACUCUAUGAGGAAGGAGAUCCUGCUGAGAAACUAGAGCUGGUCUCAGGUACGUCUGUGUUCAUUUCCCGAGCCCAGCUGAUGAACUGUCACGUAAGUGCAGGGACCAGACACAAGGUGCUGCUAAGGAGGCUGCUGGCUGCCUUCUUUGACAGGAAUACGCUGGCGAACAGCUGCGGGACAGGCAUCCGCUCAUCCACCAAUGACCCGAGCCGCAAGCCACUGGACAACAGAGUGUUGCAUGCGGUCAAAUUUUAUUGCCAGAACUUUGCCACCAGCUUCAAAGAGAGCGAGAUGAAUGCCAUCGCCGCCGACAUGUGCACCAACGCCCGGCGUGUGGUCCGCAAGAGCUGGAUCCCCAAGCUCAAGCUUCUGAUCGCUGAGAGCGACGCAUACUCCGCCUUCCUCUCCGACGGCGUGAAAGCGGAGGACGACGCCCUGGGCGCCGACCCCACGUUCGACCCUGCCUCUCUAGAAGCCCCAGGCGGCGGCGUGGAGUCGGGUGGCUCCUCAGGUGAAUCUCUAGCGGGUGUGAGCGGGGACGUCGGAGCGUUAUUUUGAGCGCCACGCGCACAGCAGUAUUUCCCAGUUGUGCUUGCUCUCUUCUUGACUGUCCAUACUACACUGCUGCGGCCGCAACACGGACAUCUGCUUUUCUUUUCUCACCGCGUAACGGAGCUUGUAGAGCGUGGCUGGACACCUGGCUGUCCUACCGCACUCUUUGUCCUUUUGAAGGUGUGUAAGCACAUUUUUGUUGCGUAUGAAACACAUUCCCGGUAGUCUUGACGGCGGCAUAGAAGGCGGUGACUAAGUGGUGAAUGUAUUGAAUGUAAGUGUUGGUGGCAUUUUUUAUGAGUUUUCUUCGACUUACGUUCCACAGACUGGGGAGAAAAAAAAAAAGGAACAGCCAGUAAAAUGAAAAAGUGAACACUA